Molecule: messenger RNA, 2567 nt
Organism: Haplochromis burtoni (Burton's mouthbrooder)
Lineage: Eukaryota; Metazoa; Chordata; Actinopteri; Cichliformes; Cichlidae
Product: CSC1-like protein 2
Source: RefSeq, a predicted model, not a curated record
CACACACACAGCUGGAGGAGGAUGGUGAGGGGACAGACCCACAGGAUUGGCUGUAAUCAGGUCUGAUGCAGGAGCUGUUUUACCCCGGCGGGUGGAGGCAGAGGUGGUGUUUUUGGGUGGAUGUCUUCUGCACUGCAGCUCUGAUGGAGGCUUCAGAUGAGUCAUGCUGCUGCUGCAUCACCAUGGCAACAGAGAGGAGGGAGGGAGGGGGGUCUCUGAGUGACGCUGCACCGGAGGAAUUUUCCAGAUCAGACCGUCACUGCACGCGCUCAGAGCAGCAGCAGAGCCAGCGCCUCCUGCAGGCUGCAGAUGUCACUGCAGGUUCUGGAUCUGAUCCAAGCCGGAGCGGAGUGUCUCAGGGAAAACUCGGAAACUCGUCCUGGAAGCAGAGUGUGCACUAAAAACACAUUCACAGCCAAUCACAGCUGAUCACGCUGCAGACACAUCCGUGCGUGCUCAGCUCUUCGGACUGAAGCGGCGUGCGUUACUCAGGCUGGGAGCGCAGCAGUGUGGAGCGUUGGAAAGCUCUGGAAAAGAUGCCGUGUGAUUGGUUCAGUUUAUUUCAGAACCAUCUGGAUGAAUUGUCAUGAAAAUGUUCUCAGAGGUGCACUUUUAGGGUGGGGACUCGAUUUUAAGUCUUUCUCCUGGAAAGUCGACUCAGAGUUCCUCCUGUUUGUCUUUUCUGAGGACUUCCUGUUACAUCCUGUUCGGGAGCAUCAGGAGCCGCUGAGGGGAAAAGCUGCUCUGACUCAUCAGGUGCUCUCAUGUGUGCGUGAAGCACGUUCAGAUUCCCGGUUCAGUGGCACUAACGCUCAUUUAGACUCGUCUGCUUUUACUUCACUUUGACCUGAGCGUGUCUGAGGUCGCCCGGUCAGACCCGGCUUCCUCUGACCCAGGUCACCUGACAGGAAGAGCUUUUAUUGUUGACACCCCGCCCCUGGGUCAGCCCUGGCCCGGGUCUGAGUGAGGGGUACCGGAUGAAACGAGUUUCAGGCGUGUCCGAGGACCUCGACGCGUCUCUGCUGGAGCUCGCUGUUUGUAAUGGGGCCUCUGAUUGGAUGUGACUCGUCCCGCCCCUCACAGCAGACCGUUUCCAGGUCAGCAGUGAAAUCACGCUGGCCCGCCUUUGUUUCCCAGCUCUGUGAUGUAACUGUGACAUCAUCAGCGACAGCGCCCUCAUUGAGCCGUAAAAUCUAGGCCAGGACUGCAGUCAAGGUAACCAUAGCAAUGGGAUCAGUAGGCUAAGCUGUGACGCUGCUGGGGCAUGCUGGGAAAUGUAGUGAGCUCUGCCAGCUUCUCUCGUCAGUGUGCUGAAGGUAAUGAUGAGUAAAUACGAGUGGGUGUGUGUGAGCGACACACACCUGCGGUCACCUGCAGCAUCACUUCUUGAUUUUUCUGGCUGAAAUGUUUUUUGCUCCCAGUGUCUACAGCUGUUGGAGCAGAGUCAAUGUGUGAAGGAGGACACCGAGCCGUGUCACUUCCUCCGUUUGAAGCUUUAAUGAGUUUAAACGUGUGUGUGUGUGUGUGUGUGUGUGUUCAGCCCGUUGAACCACUGCUGCUGAUCUCAUCGGGACACGGUAACAGAGCAGAUUUCCGAUCUCGGGCCGUCGCUGGCUCAGUGACAUAACUGUGAUCAGCAGAGACUCGUGUGAACCUUUCACAGAAAGGUUUGUGCACGUGUGGAAACGAGGCCCGACGGAUAAAAGCUUAAAAUCCCAUUAGCUGGUCCAGGAUCAGUGCAGGUGAAGUGACGGAGGAGGACUCCAUCAUGAGGUCGGCCUGCAGAGAGCUCCUGAUACUUUAACCUUCUGUGGUCACGGUAACAACGGUAACAACCAAACUACUGUAAAUAAUACAAAUUAUAACAGACAGCUCGUUAUAAAAGUCCGAGUACAUCACACACACGAAAUAUCAAACAGGCUGUAACCGCUGCACCGUGUGCUGUGCAUCGAGUGGAGGCGUACAGGCAGGAAGGGCUUCCUGUGUCGUUCAGAGGUGCAUUAUGGGUAAUGUCUGUGACUGGCCAGCACCUCACGGAGUGGGGGUGAGGUGUUGUCCACCAUUGUACUUAUCUUGGACAACAUCUGCCUCUCUGACACCACCCUAAGGGUUUCCAGCUCCGCCCCCACAACAUUACUGACCUUGUGAUCAGUCUGAGUCGUUGCAUCACGUGACAUCACGGGUACUCUGACUCAUCCAACCGUCACAGAGUGACCCGAAAACCUCUGAAGAUGGAGGUCUGUGUGCAGAGGGUGCCGAGGAAGGGGAGAGGGCGGUCCCCUGGUGGUGGCGUGAGGCGGUCCUCUGAAAGCUGAAUGAAUAAAAUCCCACCGAGUUUACCAGAGGUUCUCUGCGAGGAUGCGGCAGUAAGCAUGCUCAGAGCCCUGAUCGUUACCAUGGCGAUUACCAGCAGCCACGCGUGCAGCGGUCAGGAGAACUGCUCGGCCGAUGGCGACGGCGAGUCCAAAGACUACUGUUACUCGGCCCGCAUCCGCAGCACCGUGCUGCAGGGGCUGCCCUUCGGCGGCGUGCCCACCGUGCUCGCACUCGACUUCAUGUGCUUCCUG